Cyphellophora attinorum is the source of this 843-nucleotide messenger RNA. RefSeq lists its product as uncharacterized. The transcript has a single exon. Bases 1 to 843 code for a protein of 280 amino acids. Lineage: Eukaryota; Fungi; Ascomycota; Eurotiomycetes; Chaetothyriales; Cyphellophoraceae. The record is from RefSeq and is a predicted model, not a curated record.
AUGCUACUCUCUCCAGGUGGGGAACGUCUGGUCGCAUCGAUCAACGAUAACAUGCAUCUGCUACCUACAUCUAGGACACUGUUUGACGAGCUGACUGCUGAAGAAGUCGCUGUUCUGACCGGAAACUCACUAGACCUAAAUUACGACCCGAUGCUGACGAUGCUGGGGGAGAUCGAGAAGGAGAUCAUGGCCUGGAGGCCGACACUGCCGACGAUACUCGAAGAGGUCGAGGAGAAAAUCAUGGCAUGCCAGCCGGCAGACCGCAGUGCUGACAUAUCGCCACACGAUCUCGCGUGGAUAGAGCGAACAUUCAUGUCAGCAAGGCCACCAUUGCGAAUCGCUACUCAAAUUGACACAUCACAGGACGCUGAUAUCACCCUCUACUCACCGCCAGCAGACUGGGAAAAGUACGGGACAGCAGAAUGGUUCUACGCAUGCCCAACGCCGCAACCAAGCUCAGACGUUGCUACUCCUUCGUCAUGCUCGACAUCGUCGAUAACGCCAACGGACUACACAAAGAUCGAAAUGGACUGGUCACCUCGUGCUCUGCGAGCUGACAACAACGACUUGCCCGCCAACGACUUCGACACGUAUCCCUCACUGCCUGAGGGCUACGCCUACGCGUCAGACCUCAUGUGCUCCGCUCGUGACCAUGCACCGUGUUCGUGCGCAUCAGCAGCCCCAACACCAGAGUCAGGUGAGUUCACUGAAAUGGAUGUUGACCGCGACAUGCUCGACGACGAAGAAGAGGAAGAGAAAGAUGAUGAUCCUGGCUGGCCAAAGUGUCCCUACUGUGGCAAAGCUCAUAAUCCAUGUGGUGCUUGUUUUGAGAACAGCGAGUAA